Cutaneotrichosporon cavernicola is the source of this 1716-nucleotide messenger RNA. RefSeq lists its product as uncharacterized. The coding region runs from base 1 to 1716 and encodes 571 amino acids. The record is from RefSeq and is a predicted model, not a curated record. Gene Ontology annotation, molecular function: DNA-binding transcription factor activity; transcription cis-regulatory region binding. NCBI's taxonomy places the organism in Eukaryota, Fungi, Basidiomycota, Tremellomycetes, Trichosporonales, Trichosporonaceae. Gene Ontology annotation, biological process: regulation of DNA-templated transcription. The transcript is spliced from 5 exons. Gene Ontology annotation, cellular component: nucleus.
AUGUUGCUCACGCCCGCAACCUUGCGUACGCCCGCAUUGAGUGGCACCCCGCCGGAACCACAUGUGCCCACGACUCCAAAGAGACACGGAAAGCGUAAGCGGGGUAGUGUCACUUUGGGUUUGGGGAGCCCAGUGUCGCCGAUCGGGUCUGAACUCAGCGGCAUCGACAAUGCUCUCGCACCUUCCCGCGAUGCGACCCCACCGCCCCGCUGGCACAAGUCCAAGUGUGGAGAGCGGAAGAGCAUGUUGAGCAAGGAAUACAUCGACGACUCGGAGGAGGAGGAAGGCGCGCUGUCAAGUCCCCCUAGGCAGGUCCUGGAGAGCGAGGAUGACGACGUAGCGGCGGAGGAUGACGACGUAGCGGCGGAUGAGGAUAAUGGCUCUGAGGCCGGGUCCGAAGAAGAGCUUCCUCUCUAUCCUUCCACUGAUCCCAUCAAUGUUCCAACCUCUGAACCCAUCAAGCUUCCUCCCAGGACCAUGACGCCCCACGCAUCCGAGGAUGAGGGCGGCUCAGACGACGACGAGGUCUAUUCAGAGGACGAACUGCCCGCCUACCCACCCACAGAGCCCAUCAAGGCCCCACCCAGCACGAUGCCUCUCGUCGCCAUGUCCCAGCUCUCUGACAUGCCGGACAUGCCGCAGACAAAGCGGAAGCGAAACCGCAAGAUAACCGACACAGAGUAUGAGAUCUUCCUCCGCCAGCAGGUCACCUCGAAGGCGGAUGCGCAAGGGUUGCUGGCCUCACGCUGGCUGAGUCCAGAGGACAUUCGGCGCCUAGAGGCAACUGGGCUGAUCGCUGUCAGGCGCGGCAAGUUCCUCGAAGCCGAGAAGCGGGCGAUGCGUGAACACCUCACCACCUUCCAAGCCGUCCACAAAGUGCCCGAUCAGGACCUCGUUGACCUCAUCAUGUCCAAGGGCCGGUUUGUGGAACGCAGCCCCUUUCCGACCUUCUGGUUCGACCUCGCUGCCAAAGUUCCUGGUCGACCAGUGAAGAGCGUUGUCGAAGCCACGAAGAGGAUGUACGACCCGCGUGCGCGUAAGGGCCUAUGGCUGCCCAGCGAAGACAAGGCGCUUCUACAGGCGCAGGACUUGUUCCCGAACUCAUGGACACGGAUCUCGGAGGCCGUCGACCGGUCCGAACACGACUGCCGAGACCGCUGGCGCGAGUUGCGGGACGCACGUACGCGUGCUAUCGGCCGGUGGUCAGCAGAAGAGGAGGCUGCAUUACGAAAGGCAGUGGCGGCGGCGUGUACGGCGGCGGGGCGCGAUCCCGUUGACGGCGUGCCGUGGGACGACGUUGUCGAGCGGAUGGGCCGGAAGCGAACGGCGAUGCAGUGUCGCCAGAAAUGGAAAGGCCGGCUGGUAGGAGGAACGUACACUCAGCCUGGGCCAUAUAAUGUUCGCCUUGACCGGCGACGAAUGCUCCGCCGCCUGCGUGAGAUGGAAUACGAGCAUGAGGGGGAUAUAAAGUGGACAGACGUGACGCGGGGGUGGGCCGUGCGCCCCGCCCUACUGAAGAACACAUGGAGUCUUCUUCGCCGGCGAAUGGGGACCGAGCGUGAUCUGAUGCCGAUGAACGUCCUGUUGGACAGGAUCGAGGCGGGCUUGGACGCAAUCGACGCGGCUGUCGGAGAGUCUGGAUCGUCACGUAGCGCCACAAAGCGCACUGACAGACCCAGCCGCGCCAAGCGGAUGAAAACCAAGGCGGAGAGCUAG